AAAACCCAAAUAAUGCUCAAUUAGUGCAGUAAAGGAAUUUGCAUAUGUGAUAAUAGGCUUCGGAUGGGAGCAAAGUUGUUUGGCGUUUCACAGUACGCUUGGUCACUCCAAUGGUUCUCACGGUAACGAGAACCUAACUCCACCAAAAUGAACUUCUCGAGUACUCCAAAAUGACGAUCGAAGUCAGCGUUCAAUCAAAAUGAAAGACAAGAAGGGCUCCGUUAAAGGAAAAGAAGAGGUCGAUAGAAUACGCGUUUUUGUACGUAUUCGACCACAGAAUGAAGAAGAACUUCGACGUGGCGAAACAAUCGGUUUUGAAACGAUUAAAGAAAGAAACGAGAUUGUUUUAUUUGAUGGGAAAGAAAGACGAUUCCAGUUUGAUGGUAUAUUUCCAGGAAGUUCAUCAAACCGAAAGGUGUACUAUCAAGCUGGUAAACCUUUAGUUGAUGCAGCAUUUAAAGGAUUUAAUGGAACUUUAAUGGCUUACGGGCAAACUGGAACAGGUAAAACAUAUACACAGAUGUCCAAUGAUGGAAUAUGUAUUCUGUCAGUUCAAAAGCUUUUCAGGAGAAUUCAGAGUGAUGUGUUCCAUGAAUACAAGGUUUAUAUGUCCUAUCUACAAAUCUACCAGGAAAAGAUUUUUGAUCUACUCAAUCCAAACCACAAACUGGAAAUGGUUUUACGAGAAGAUCCAAAGAAAGGUGUCUAUGUAGAGAACUUGACAGAGUACGUAGUGAGAAGUGCUGAGGAAGUCAUGUCAUUAAUAAAAUCUGGAAAAAAGAGACUCAUUUUUGCUGAAACAAGAAUGAAUAGACUCUCCAGCAGUGAUGCUUCUGGAUACCAGUCUCCGUACCGAGGAAGGUCUCACUCUGUCUGUCAAAUAACCGUAGAAAGAUCUUUGUCACAUGACAGCCCUAGACAAGGAAAUAGUACAAGUACUUCCAAUGGGCAGCGUCAAAAAUUUGUAGCAUCCACUCCCUCGCGGCGAACAGACACCCAAGGUUCCCCAGCCAGUGGCGCGUCGAAGAUUCCCAUGCCUGCGAGUUCUCUACCUCGGUCUCAAGGUACUUCCGACCAUGCUGCCGAAGGAUCGAAAAUCCCAACGCCCAAAAGACGUCUUAGCGAUACACCAGUGCCUCAGCGCACAGGUAUCCCACAUCCAGUAUCCACCCCAAAUAUAGCAAUUCUCGACGAGUUACGAUCACCGGUCAGCGGCAGAGGGCGUGCUAGUUUCAUGUCGUCACUUCAAGAUUUCCCGAAAACCAAUAGGAUGUCGUUUCAUGAUUUCACUCGGACGUCGUCUUUCACGUCAACUGACUCUGAUCUUGACAGCGAUGUUCUUGGAUCUGAUGCAGAGAGUGUGGAGUCGUUGCGUUAUGCUCCUUUGUUCGACAUCGGCGACGAGACAUUUGAAGAAGAAGAGGACGAUGACGACGAUGAAAAAUUUCUGGAAUCCAUAAAGAUCCGAGAUGACGUGCUGACAAAAGGACGAGUUAACAUUUGUGAUUUGGCUGGAAGUGAGAGAGUGAAGCGAGCACAAGUCGAUGGUGAACGUCUGUCCGAGCUUCAACAUAUAAACCUUUCAUUAUUGGAACUUGGCAAUACUAUCCAUGCAUUAUCAGAGGGCAACAGAACGCAUAUUCCUUUUCGCAAUUCAACACUGACCAGACUGCUUCAAGAUAGUCUCGGUGGUAACUGUAAAACUAUAUUCGUGAUGUGUGUGUCACCAUGUAAAGCAGACCUCAAUGAAACACGAUGUACUCUAGAAUUUGGACAGAGGGCUUUGAAGAUCAAGAACACUGCUUACAUUAAUAUGGAAGUCGAUUUUGUCAAACUGGCUGCUGAUUUGCGACGACAGCUAGAAGCACAAGAGCUUGAGAUACAGACCCAGAAAGAGUCGUUUGAGAAAGAGGUACUGAGGCUGCACAGUGAUCAACUGUCCAAGCUGGCGGAGAAAGAAUCGCAGUUGGAAGAGCAGACGUACUUGGCAAGAGAAGAGGCUGAAAAGUUACGUCUUGAGAAUGAAUGUCUGCAAAAGCUUCUUGAAGAAGAACGGCAAAGGAAGAGUCUUUUGGAGAAAGAGCAGGAAUCGUUAUUGGAAAAGUCAUUACAUAAUGAUAGUCAUGAUGACUCCAUGCUCUGUGAGCACCAAAAAGAGAUCGAGCGCUUGCAACAAGAACUAAAAGAAGAAAAACGAAGAUCUCUUUUACUUGAAGAACGAGAAAAAUCCAAAAUAGAAAGUUUGCUUGAGGCAGAAAAACAACGAAUUGUGGAAAUACAGAUGUCGGAGAGACAAAAGUUUGAAAGUGAACUCGAAGAGGAGAGGAAAAGGAUUGCCGAGGAAAUGCAUCGCGAGGAAAAGGACUUCAGGGACGUUUUUUGCCAGUCUCCCUCCGAGGACGUUAUUGAUAGGGGGCCACAACCUGCGGGACCUUGUAUCGAUAGUACUUCCACUGAAACUUUUUAUAAUGUGCUCCUUGCUGAAAUAAUGUCCCUUCAGCUUUUGUACCAAAUGCAAGACAUAGCGGACGUUUGUGGCGGUGCGGCCCCCCGGUCUACAGACAGUGGCUGGGCGGACUAUGACGAUGAAUUAUUAGAAAAUAUGGGGAUCAAUCUAUUAGAGAAGGGGGGUCUUAUCUUGGAUAGUUUAAGGGCGGUGCAGUCAGGUGAUAUUGUUUCCAUUGCUAGUGUCGACUCCAUUCGUGACGCCUUAAGUUUUACAUUCCCACCAUCACCCAAAAUCUCAUCAUGCAGCACAGAUGGACGUCCUCACAUCCAAUCAGCAUCUCAUAAAGUAUCACGUGACUUGUUAAGUGAAAUUGAACGCAAAGACAAACCGCUGUGCACGAGUUCGACGUCAACGAUUGGUUCUAAAGUCAGUAGUGAUUUCUGGGCCGAUAACAAUAACCUGGAGUCUGGCACUAGUUCCAGCAUGGGUUCUUACUGUGAUCAAGAACCGCUGAGCCCGCGACAUACCCGGCAAACAAGUGACAGCGGUUGUGAAAUGUCCCCAGUCGACCCUAGGCUGAAUUUACAAAAGGAAAUGGGCGGUGGCUCUAAUGUCUGUGUUCCACUGGCGGAAGAGGACGACGAAGAUUUGAUUGAUGAAUCUAUAAAACAAAUGCAGAUUUUAAAGGAUAAAGUAUCUACACUUGACAUGGAGCUGGCGCGGUUAAAGAACGAACUAGAUAGAGAGACUGUCAACUUUUUCUCGGCCGUCUUUCUCGUUGACCUCAACCAGGGCGAUGAAGAUUCACCUCGCGUCAUGAGAUAUCUUUUCGACUGUGUGCGAGACAAGCUGUGCACUGAAAUAGCAUCAAGAGGUGGAAGUAAAGAGUUUGGGUCGGAACAAGAACUCGGGCUUCCUUUAUCCGUCCUCGAACAAGCUGUGAAUCUGUUACUGGUGAACAAGACUGUUAUGAGCUGUAUACUAGUGCUGCAGAACAGAGCACGACAUAACGACGAUGAACUUGAGGGAGAAUCAGUAUCAGAAAUGUCUGCCACGUUAGUACCGGAGGAGGUGACUAAGGUCGACCAGGGAGCUCAGACGGACGACCACUCCAAGUCUAUAAAACAUCAAAUACGCAAAGGAUUACUGAACUUUACAUCGAGACAUAGGCAAUGCAAUGAAGACACAGGAACGAGUACCGAUCCAGAGUUAAAAAGUCUCGUGAAUCACCGUGAAUGUCAAACGAGCUGUGACUGGACGUCACCAAGUUCACCAGGGCUCUCUAUCGAUAGAAACGAUGGCCAGGCCAGUGCUGCAGACUCACAGGAUCAAGACCCUUGGAGUAAGAGCUUCGAAGAAAUCAUGUCAAAUGACCUUACAAUCGAUUCCGAGGAACCCCUACGUAAUAUGUCACGUGAUCCCGAUGGAGCCUCGGCAGGGAGCGAGAGUCGACCGAAUUCAUCCAAUAGAAACAACGCAGAAAACAUUGAUGAGCAGAACCAAGACAGCAAAAUAUUGAUAGAAUCAGACGAAGAAGAAGAAAUCCAAGCAAAAACAAAGCGUAAAAGAAAAAAGAUAAAUCUGCUGUCGUGCAUAGGAUCACCAUCUAGAGUUUCAUUCAGGAAAAAAUUAAAUAAGAAAAAAGCUGAAGCUAAAAGUGAAAAAAAUGACAACGAAAAUUAAAAUUUGAUAAGACAUAACUUGCUAAAACCAUGCACGCCAAACACUAGGUCCAUUAAUUCAAUUAAAAUGUAAAAAUGCUGAACACAAAAAACGCAAUAAAAUUGUGAAAAAUGAGA
This is a messenger RNA of Exaiptasia diaphana, 4248 nucleotides long. RefSeq names its product kinesin-like protein 5. The transcript has 25 exons. The record is from RefSeq and is a predicted model, not a curated record. Bases 200 to 4132 code for a protein of 1310 amino acids. Gene Ontology annotation, biological process: microtubule-based movement. Gene Ontology annotation, molecular function: microtubule motor activity; microtubule binding; ATP binding. NCBI's taxonomy places the organism in Eukaryota, Metazoa, Cnidaria, Anthozoa, Actiniaria, Aiptasiidae.